CUCUCAGCAGAAGCGACAUGCCGCGGGUGCUAGUGGCCGCCAGCGGGAGCGCGGCCGCUCUCAAAUUACCGGAACUGGUGAACCGGUUGUUGGAGUUGCGGCAGGUUGAAGUAAAAGUGGUGACCACAGAGCAUGCAAAACACUUCUAUGAGUCCAAAGAUGUUCCUGCUGAAAUAUAUAGCGACUUGGAUGAAUGGGAGAUGUGGAAACAGAGGACAGAUCCUGUUCUACACAUUGAACUGAGGAGGUGGGCAGACCUGUUGGUGAUUGCCCCUUUGGAUGCCAAUACUCUGGGGAAAAUAGCUAAUGGAAUCUGUGACAACUUGUUGACCUGUGUUGUUCGAGCCUGGGAUCUGAAAAGGCCAUUGCUGUUCUGCCCAGCCAUGAACACUGCAAUGUGGGAGCAUCCCAUCACAGCCACACAGAUCCAAACACUGAAAGGCUUCGGUUACAUUGAAGUUCCAUGCAUUGUAAAGAAACUGCUUUGUGGAGAUGAAGGUUACGGGGCAAUGGCAGAGAUACCAACAAUCGUAGAGAAAGUGCAAGACUACCUGGAAUAAUCACACAGCUACAGCCUUGGAGAGACAGAGCACCAACAGUAAAAUGAAAGCCAUAUAGCUCUGAGAAAUCAGCUUUACAGUGACUAUCCAUUACCUUGAACUCUUUUACUGAAGAAUUGUAGUUCAAUAUGUAGCUCUCACUUCCAAUGAACGGCUGUACCUCUGAUGGUACACCACUCAUUCAAUACUGCACACUGAAGUCCCUGUCUAUAUUUUUGUUGUUUUCUUCCCACUUGGAGUAAUAAGAUUAAUCUAUAAACAAUCCUUUGACCUUAAUCCCAGAUUGCAUUGUAUUGACUUGGCUGAAUAAAUCAGCAAAAAUAUAAAGGAUGUAUCUAAAGGCACUCUUAAAGGUGAAAGUGUUAAUUUGUAUAUAUUUUUAAUGAAUUUCAUUUAUUUAAAAUGAUGUGGAAGCAAACUAUAUAAUUAUAACCAUCAAAACUGUAUUUAACUACCUGCUGUUAAUCUGAGUUUAAAGAAUAUAAAACCCUAAUGUACAGUGAAUUCUGAGAAAUUGUGCUGAGAGGAUGUUCCACUGGGACUUGCCCUGAAUUUUCUGCUUGUGCUGAAUAAAGAUCUGUA
Messenger RNA from Mobula hypostoma (lesser devil ray), 1142 nucleotides. RefSeq names its product phosphopantothenoylcysteine decarboxylase (gene ppcdc). Gene Ontology annotation, biological process: coenzyme A biosynthetic process. Lineage: Eukaryota; Metazoa; Chordata; Chondrichthyes; Myliobatiformes; Myliobatidae. The record is from RefSeq and is a predicted model, not a curated record. Gene Ontology annotation, molecular function: FMN binding; phosphopantothenoylcysteine decarboxylase activity. Bases 18 to 560 code for a protein of 180 amino acids. Gene Ontology annotation, cellular component: phosphopantothenoylcysteine decarboxylase complex. The transcript is spliced from 5 exons.